Messenger RNA from Myodes glareolus (Bank vole), 4776 nucleotides. It is a transcript of the gene Creg2, whose product is annotated as cellular repressor of E1A stimulated genes 2. Lineage: Eukaryota; Metazoa; Chordata; Mammalia; Rodentia; Cricetidae. The record is from RefSeq and is a predicted model, not a curated record.
GUUCAGAAGCAGAGAAAAGGGCACAGAAAGGGAAAAAGAGCAGUCGCCAGGGAAAGAAACCAAGACCGAUUCCGUGUAGAAGGGAGAGGCCAGCUGUGCCCACACUGGCAGGUGCUCCAACAUCCGGGCAUCCAGGAGGAGCAGCAGGAUGGGGCAGAGGAGGUAAGGCAGCUGGGUACAUGAUGUAGUAAAAACGCAAAUGCUAUUUCAAGUUAUUUUCUUUGGGGACUAGUUAGAGAAGGACUCUUGCAUUUUAGGGAUGCAAGUUAUAGAGCAUGUCCCCUAGUGAGACUAAGUCUAGAUGUCAUAAGACGAGGUAAGAAAUAAUUAAUUUUAAGUUGUUUUGAUGUCUAUUAAGCUUUUUCCUUACUGGAAUUAGAUGUUUUAAAAUGUGCUAUUAGUCUUUGUUGCUAAUGGCAUGGCACCACGGACUGGGAGAAUUAAGGACGAUGUAGGUGUAUUGUGCCUUAUGGUUCUGGGACUCAAGGUGCAGUGACUGAACCUGUGAUGUCCUCCGUGCUGGCACGGUCCUGGGGUGGCAGAGAGAAGUUAAACAGCUUGGAGGAAGUCUCACAGCUGUCGAGCGGAGGAGUGCGUUGAGCUGGAGUUGUGAACGCCCACCCUUUGGCUGCAGAACCCGUGCCAGUCUGCGGAAAACCAAGCCAUCCGGCCCUGGCACGCCUGGACUCUGAGUCCGGUAGCGGCGGUGCGCACAGCUGACGGGAGUCUGGUCUUGCAGCAGACAUCUCUUCUCCCCAGGGUGUAGAGCAAUAAAGGCAGACCUGACAAUCCUACAACAAGGAGAAGGGGCUCACGCUCCACCGCAGGGGGGCGCCCCUGGCCGGCCGCUGAUAGGCGAUCGGUCCCCGCCACAGGGCCCGUCGCCUGCGAGAAGAUGUCGCUGUCCAGCGGGGAGCGCCCUGCGGGUCCAGGGACCCGCUUGUCCUGGCUGCUAUGCUGCAGCGCCCUGCUGUCUCCGGUCGCCGGCUACGUGAUCGUGAGCUCCGUGUCCUGGGCUGUCACCAACGAGGUAGACGAGGAGCUGGACAGCGCGUCCACUGAGGAGGCACUGCCCGCGCUGCUGGAGGACUCGGGCAGCAUCUGGCAGCAGAGCUUCCCGGCCUCGGCGCACAAGGAGGACACGCACCUGCGGCCUCGGGGCUCCGCCCGCGCCAGGCCCGCACCGGUCCCGCGUGGAAUGUUCUCCUACAGGCGGGAGAGCGGCUCAUCCGCAGCAUCCCCUGGACCCAGGGUGAGUGCCAGCACCGCCCGCUCCCUGGUCCACGCCAGUUCCUGGGGCUGUCUGGCCACCGCGUCCACCCAAGAAAAGAUCCAAGGCCUGCCCUUUGGGAGCUGCCUGGCCAUCAGCGAUGGCCCCGUCCACAACAGCACGGGGACUCCGUUCUUCUACAUGACAGCCAAGGACCCAGUGGUGGCUGACCUAGUGAAGAACCCCAUUGCCUCGUUGAUGUUGCCGGAAUCUGAAGGAGACUUUUGCAGAAAAAACAUCGUCGACCCAGAAGACCCCCGAUGUGCCCGGUUAACGCUCACUGGCCGGAUGAUCACAGUGCCACCAGGAGAGUUAGAAUUCGCCAAGCAGGCCAUGUUUUCAAGGCAUCCAGGGAUGAGAAAGUGGCCCCGCCAGUAUGAAUGGUUCUUCAUGAAGAUGUGGGUAGAACACAUCUGGCUUCAGAAGUGGUAUGGGGGUGUAGCCGACAUCCCAAGGGAGGAGUACUUCAAAGCAGCUCCCAGGAAGGCCUGACGGUAACACAAAAGUCCUGGGCUUUGCAUUAAAGUGAAGACCUUUGAAGUGAAGAAGCCAGACAGUCACUGACUGCUGUCUCUUUGUUGAAGGCCUAGCUGCCCUGUCAUCCUGCAGCAGAAUGGGAAAGGGUGAACAGGGAACCUUGGGCUAGACUUCAGAUUCACUGGAGUGGUCCUUUGUGGGUCCACCGUUCGUACGGGCACUUCACAUAGAAAGAUUUUGUUUAUCCUGCACUCAAUCCAGACACACCCAUUUGGAAAUCAUGGCUGUCCAAAGGGAAGUAGUGGUUGCUGUUCCUUUCUUUCAAAAAAAAAAAGCAAUGAUCGUAUGUACCACGUGAUUGCCUUAUAUCAUGAGAACAUCGUGUUACUUACUAUCCGAAAGCGAUGCUUUGAAUGGAAGCUCAUUGCAUUCAAAGAGCUGAAUGCGCACCACAUUGAGUUGCUGUGGGUUCAGGGCAAGGUGGAAGGUUUUCUGUCUGAAGGUCACUCACUAGAUGUCACAGAAUUGCCAAUGCAUUUUCUAGAACAUAUUGGUCACUUGGCGAGCCUUCCCUCCCCCCCCCUUGUAGUGUAGCAGGUGGAGGAAGAAGGUGCAGCUUUGCACGCACCCUGUUCUGGAUGAGCAGACCAUUAGCGAGAAUGGGGUAACCUUGGCAUAGUGUUUCCCAGCUCUCCACUGUUACUAUUUCCGGUAGAAAGUGCCCCUCUACCCUUCAUGAUAUGUGACAUCCAAAAUAAGAAGCGCCUCCUUCCACGUGAUGUAGUGAAGACAGGGGAGAGAGUCAAUCAAGAAAGCAAAGGCCAUGUGCAAGAGAAGGACCCCUCCUGGGGGUCUACUCACUGCCCAAUCCUGGGCCAGACCCUCAACAGAAGUUGCCUCACCCAGGAGGAUGUGUGUCCUUAGUGUUCCUUUCAGACAGGGAGGCUGAGGCUCAGAGAGGUCCAAUUGGUAUCCCCAGCGCAGAUUCCUGAAUUCACUGCACAUAAAGGAUGGGAUGCUACCUCCACGUUUUCCCGUUUUAAAAUGAAGGAGUUACUGACGCGCUCAGGUAGUCAUCCAGCUGGGAUCGUGAUAAUAAAGGAGAAUGACGACCUUGCUUGGAGGUCGCUUGUCAUUGCUGCAGGUGUCAGGAGUGCAGAGGUAGGGAGCACACUUUGAAGUUUUUCAACAAAUCAUUUACAAGAUUUUUUUUUACAACAAAUCAAAUUACAUUACUGGCAUUUAGAAGAUGCUAGACUGAAAUUGUGUGUUUACCUGAGGCCUGAUUGAACCGAAGCAUGCACCACCAAGGCCUGAAAGGAUCUAACAGUAUUCAUGCUUUCUAUCUUUCCAUAAAGGCUAGAAACUCUCUUUAGUGGAUCAGGUACGUUAUAUAACUUAAAAUUACAUCACUAAUGUAGAAAAUAUACACAUUAUUAAAACAAAGCAAUUUUGUUUAACAAAAUAAGACACAAACAGAGUUUCUGUUGCCAAAAUAUUUUGAAGUACUCCUUACUAGAAACCUAAUAAACUGCACAAUUUUUUUAUUUGACUCAAUCCAGCUCAUAAGAGUUCCCAACAAUCAUUAUUUUUAAUAUGUAGUCAUAGGGUAGCUUUGCUAAAGAUAUUUUAUAUUUCAAGUUUAAAAGUAUUGCUACUCCCAAUUUAGAAUAAGAUGGGGAAGGGUGCUGGAAGAGCAAGCAUGUGUUAAAGGUAUUCCAUAAAUCAAUCUCAAAUAACAAUCCCUGAAGUAUCACUGCUUCCCAGGCUGAAUUACUGAUAUUUGUUUGUUAGCCUGUAUGAUCAGGUUCCUUUUAUGGAUGGUGCUUCAAAGCUCUGAAGAGCAGGUUCCGCUUAGAAACACCAUAAAUCAAAACUACGAGAAAUGACAUCUGAAUAUACCAGACAGCAAGAACAAUAUUGAAAGCUCAUGGGCUCGAAACAAAAUUUACACUGAAUUGAAAUGUGUAGGGCUGAAUUAGAAGUUUUAGAAAUAGCAAUAAGGCGAGAAAAAUUGAAUGCAUACAAAGUGGAAAGAAAGAAAAAACACAUUCUUAUUUUCAAUGACAUGAUUAUCUACACAGAAAAUUGCAAAUAAUCCACUUUUUAAAAGUCAAUAAGCCAGGGUUGGAAGAUGGCUCAGAGGUUAAGAGUACUGGCUGCUCUUUCAGAGGUCCUGAGUUCAAUUCCCAGUGACCACAUGGUGGUUCACAACCUUCUAUAAAGAAAUCUGAUGUCCUCCUUUGGUGUGCAGGCAGAACAUUGUAUACAGAAUAAAUAAAUAAAAUUUUUGAAAAAAUAAAAUCAACAAGCCUGAAGGACACAGGAAGGUCUUAGGAUCCGUGACCAGCACACAAAAUUCAAUCCAAUUUCCACGUAUUAAAAAACAGACAAAAUUAAAAGCGUAGACAGUCCCUCCAAAGAAAGUUAAAUAUUUGGGGUAUAAAGUUAACAAAUUGUGUGUGGAAGCUAUAUGAUAAAAAAAUAUUUUUAGUGCUAACAAAAGUAAUCAAAGACUUAAACGAGUAAGAUGUUCACGGAUUAAAAGACACAAAACAGAGUUGAGAUCAAUUCUUCUUAACUGGGCUCUGGGUUGGGUUCAUUUCUAUGAAAGCCCCAGCAAAAUUUUAGUAAACAUAUGUAAGCUUACUAUAAAAGUUGUACUGCAGAAUAGGAGUAUAACUCAGCGGCAUAGCAUUUGCCUAGCAUGCUCAAAGCCCUGUUCAAUCCCAAGCACCAUACACGCACACAGACAGUUACAUGUUCCAAGGUGUGUAGUCUUUGAAAUAGUGUUUAAAAUUCUUUUAAAAAGAGGACAAGUAGGAGAAAUCUGUCGAACCAAUGGGAAGAUCUAUUGUAUAUCAAUACUAUUCAAGACAGUUUGCUUUUAAUAGCAUCAUGGACACAAAGAUCCAUGGGACAGAACAGAGAAUCUAGAAAUGUGAUGCAUUGAAUUUUUGUUUGUUUGUUUGUUUGUUUUAGACAGGGUUUCUCUGUAGCUUUGGAGACUGUCUUGGAACUAGCCCUUG